Molecule: messenger RNA, 715 nt
Organism: Panicum virgatum (switchgrass)
Lineage: Eukaryota; Viridiplantae; Streptophyta; Magnoliopsida; Poales; Poaceae
Exons: 1
Coding region: 51-407 (118 amino acids)
Source: RefSeq, a predicted model, not a curated record
ACCAAUCUCCAGAUCCGCGCGUCGAAAUAUCAGCCGCAGGAAGGGCCGGCAUGGAGUCUCGUCGCCAUCACCAGAGGUCCCGCAGCGCGCGCGGCCCACUCCCGCCCCACCCCCACCUCCAGCCGCAGCGCAACCCUAGCCUCUCCCCCGCCGCCGCCUCCCACAUCUUCCGCCCGCUCCAACCCAUGGAGGACGACGUCAUCUCGACGCUCAUGGACAUCGACGAAUCGCCGCUCGACGCCGUGGGGGCCGGCUUCCUCGACGAGGACGACGGCGAGGGGGACACGCUACUCGCCCCGCACCGCGGGGGCCGCGGCGGCGGCGGCGACGCGCGCGGGCCCCUCCCCUUCUCCGGGUUCUACAACAGCUUCGACGGCGCCGACUUCGACGACGACGACAUCGCCUGAGGGACCCGCCGCCGCGGCCGCGCGGCUCGGUAAUUGUGGGGGCAGCCGUGGGUUGCGAUCCGAGGGAAGUUAGGGAUCUGUCUGUCAUGUUCUGUCGAUAUCGUGGUGGGAUCUUUUAAUUAGCGUAUCGGUUGAUGAGGCCCGUUUGAGACAUCUGGAGACGAUUUGGGAUCAAUCUAGGCACCUCUCUGCCUCGUUGUUCGCGGAUCAUUGCGCAUUUAUGCUUGCCUCGUGUUCGUUGGUAUUUCUGGAUUGAUCUCUUUGAUCUAUCGAAGUCUCCCCUAUGCUAUUUUUCUGUUUAUGUGCAA